Helicoverpa armigera (cotton bollworm) is the source of this 5570-nucleotide messenger RNA. RefSeq names its product protocadherin Fat 1 (gene Btr175). Gene Ontology annotation, molecular function: calcium ion binding. The record is from RefSeq and is a predicted model, not a curated record. The coding region runs from base 222 to 5414 and encodes 1730 amino acids. Gene Ontology annotation, biological process: homophilic cell-cell adhesion. The transcript is spliced from 35 exons. NCBI's taxonomy places the organism in Eukaryota, Metazoa, Arthropoda, Insecta, Lepidoptera, Noctuidae. Gene Ontology annotation, cellular component: plasma membrane.
AAAUAAUACACAUUCGCAUUUAUCGGAGUGUAACAAAACGAUCGGCUGGUGAAUUGUUGUUCUAAAAACGCCAAAAAAUACGCAGUUUUCAAAAUAUUUGUUAUUUUUGUGAUAUUUGUGUGAAGUGUAGUGUUAAGAAAGCCAAGUGUUGUAAAGGAUUAAAAGGAGGACCCAUUGAUCACACAGUGGUUGAUCGACCAGACUAGACACAGAACUAUGAGAUGGCAGUCGACGUGAGAAUAUUCACGGCAGCGGUUUUUAUACUCGCUGCUCACUUCACUUUCGCACAAGAUUGUAGCUACAUGGUAGCAAUACCCAGACCAGAGCGACCAGAUUUUCCAAGUCAAAAUUUCGAUGGAAUACCAUGGAGUCAGUAUCCCUUGAUACCAGUGGAGGGUAGAGAAGACGUGUGUAUGAACGAGUUCCAGCCAGGUAACCAAAACCCUGUUACCGUCAUCUUUAUGGAAGAGGAGAUCGAAGGGGAUGUGGCCAUCGCACGGCUCAACUAUCGAGGUACCAAUACUCCGACCAUUGUAUCUCCAUUUAGCUUUGGUACUUUUAACAUGUUGGGACCUGUCAUACGUAGAAUACCUGAGAAUGGUGGUGACUGGCAUCUCGUCAUUACACAGAGACAGGACUACGAGACGCCAGGUAUGCAGCAGUACAUCUUCGACGUGAGGGUAGACGACGAGCCCCUGGUGGCCACGGUCAUGCUUCUCAUCGUCAACAUUGAUGACAACGAUCCUAUCAUACAGAUGUUCGAGCCUUGUGAUAUUCCUGAACGCGGUGAAACAGGCAUCACAUCAUGCAAGUAUACAGUCAGCGAUGCUGACGGUGAGAUCAGUACUCGCUUCAUGAGGUUCGAAAUUUCAAGCGAUCGAGACGAUGACGAAUAUUUCGAACUCGUCAGGGAAAAUAUACAAGGACAGUGGAUGUAUGUUCAUAUGAGAGUUCACGUCAAAAAACCUCUUGACUACGAGGAAAACCCGCUACAUUUGUUUAGAGUUACAGCUUAUGAUUCCCUACCAAACACACAUACAGUAACAAUGAUGGUGCAAGUAGAGAACGUUGAGAACAGACCGCCGCGAUGGGUGGAGAUAUUUGCUGUCCAGCAGUUCGAUGAGAAGACGGAGCGGUCCUUCAGGGUUCGAGCCAUCGAUGGUGAUACAGGAAUCGAUAAACCUAUCUUCUAUAGGAUCGAAACUGAAAAAGGAGAGGAAGACUUGUUCAGCAUUCAAACAAUAGAAGGUGGUCGAGAAGGCGCUUGGUUUAACGUCGCUCCAAUAGACAGGGACACUCUUGAGAAGGAAGUUUUCCACGUGUCCAUAAUAGCGUACAAAUAUGGCGAUAAUGACGUAGAAGGCAGUUCGUCGUUCCAGUCGAAGACCGAUGUGGUCAUCAUCGUAAACGAUGUCAAUGAUCAGGCUCCGUUGCCUUUCCGGGAAGAGUACUCCAUUGAAAUUAUGGAGGAAACUGCAAUGACACUGAAUUUAGAAGACUUUGGUUUCCAUGAUAGAGAUCUUGGUCCUCACGCCCAAUACUCAGUGCACCUAGAAAGCAUCUAUCCCCCCCGAGCUCACGAGGCGUUCUACAUCGCACCGGAGGUGGGCUACCAGCGCCAGUCUUUCAUCAUGGGCACGCAGAACCAUCACAUGCUGGACUUCGAAGUGCCAGAGUUCCAGAAUAUACAGCUAAGGGCUAUAGCGAUAGACAUGGACGAUCCCAAGUGGGUUGGUAUUGCGAUAAUCAACAUUAAACUGAUCAACUGGAACGAUGAGCUGCCGAUGUUCGAGAGUGACGUGCAAACCGUCAGCUUCGACGAGACAGAGGGCGCUGGCUUCUAUGUGGCCACUGUUGUGGCUAAGGACCGGGAUGUUGGUGAUAAAGUCGAACACUCUCUAAUGGGUAACGCAGUAAGCUACCUGAGGAUCGACAAGGAAACCGGCGAGAUCUUCGUCACAGAGAACGAAGCUUUCAACUAUCACAGACAGAACGAGCUUUUUGUGCAGAUACGAGCUGACGACACGCUGGGCGAGCCAUACAACACUAACACCACCCAGUUGGUGAUCAAGCUGCGGGAUAUUAACAACACUCCUCCUACGCUCAGGCUGCCUCGCUCCACUCCGUCAGUGGAAGAGAACGUGCCCGACGGGUUCGUGAUCCCCACACAACUGAACGCCACGGACCCCGACACUACAGCCGAGCUGCGCUUCGAGAUCGACUGGGAGAACUCCUACGCCACCAAGCAGGGACGGAAUACUGACUCUAAGGAGUAUAUCGGUUGUAUAGAAAUCGAGACGAUAUACCCAAAUAUAAACCAGCGCGGCAACGCCAUCGGCCGCGUCGUGGUGCGUGAGAUCCGGGACGGCGUCACCAUAGACUAUGAGAUGUUUGAGGUUCUAUAUCUUACUGUCAUUGUGAGGGAUCUCAACACCGUUAUUGGCGAAGACCAUGAUAUAUCAACAUUCACGAUCACAAUAAUAGACAUGAACGACAACCCUCCCCUGUGGGUAGAAGGCACCCUGACUCAGGAGUUCCGCGUCCGAGAGGUCGCAGCCUCAGGAGUCGUUAUAGGAUCCGUACUGGCCACUGAUAUCGACGGACCGCUGUAUAAUCAAGUGCGGUAUACAAUCACUCCCAGACUCGAUACUCCAGAAGACCUAGUGGACAUCGACUUCAACACGGGUCAGAUCUCCGUAAAGUUACACCAGGCCAUCGACGCGGACGAGCCGCCGCGUCAGAACUUGUACUACACCGUCAUAGCUAGUGACAAGUGUGACCUCCUCACUGUCACUGAGUGUCCUCCUGACCCUACCUACUUUGAGACGCCGGGAGAGAUUACGAUCCACAUAACGGACACGAACAACAAGGUGCCUCAAGUGGAAGACGACAAGUUCGAGGCGACGGUGUACAUCUACGAGGGCGCGGACGACGGAGAACAUGUCGUGCAGAUCUACGCCAGCGAUCUCGAUAGAGAUGAAAUCUACCACAAAGUGAGCUAUCAGAUCAACUACGCGAUCAACUCCCGUCUCCGCGACUUCUUCGAGAUGGACCUGGAGUCCGGCCUGGUGUACGUCAACAACACCGCCGGCGAGCUGCUGGACAGGGACGGCGAUGAGCCCACACAUCGCAUCUUCUUCAAUGUCAUCGAUAACUUCUAUGGAGAAGGAGAUGGUAACCGCAAUCAGAAUGAGACUCAAGUGCUGGUAGUAUUACUGGACAUCAACGACAACUAUCCGGAACUGCCUGAAACAAUCCCAUGGGCUAUCUCUGAGAGCUUAGAGCAGGGUGAGCGUGUACCGCCAGAAAUCUUCGCCCGGGACCGCGACGAGCCCGGCACUGACAACUCCCGCGUCGCAUACGCCAUCACCGGCCUUACCAGCACCGACCGGGACAUACAAGUGCCUGAUCUCUUCAACAUGAUCACCAUAGAGAGGGACAGGGGAAUAGACCAGACUGGAAUACUUGAGGCAGCUAUUGAUUUGAGAGGCUAUUGGGGCACUUAUGAAAUUGAUAUUCAGGCGUACGACCACGGAGUUCCUCAAAGGAUUUCAAAUCAGAAGUACCCGCUGGUCAUCAGACCUUACAACUUCCACGACCCAGUGUUCGUGUUCCCUCAACCUGGAUCCACCAUCAGACUGGCAAAGGAGCGAGCAGUAGUGAACGGUAUACUGGCUACAGUGGACGGCGAAUUUCUGGACAGAAUCGUCGCCACCGACGAAGAUGGCUUAGAAGCUGGACUUGUCACAUUCUCUAUCGCGGGAGAUGAUGAAGAUGCUCAGUUCUUCGACGUGUUGAACGACGGAGUGAACUCGGGUGCUCUCACCCUCACGCGGCUCUUCCCUGAAGACUUCCGAGAGUUCCAGGUGACGAUUCGUGCUACGGACGGUGGAACUGAGCCUGGUCCAAGGAGUACUGACUGCUUGGUGACCGUAGUGUUUGUUCCCACGCAGGGAGAGCCCGUGUUCGAGGAGAGUACCUACACGGUUGCUUUUGUUGAAAAAGAUGAGGGUAUGGAGGAGAGGGCGGAACUACCUCGCGCCUCAGACCCGAGGAACAUCAUGUGUGAAGAUGAUUGUCACGACACCUAUUACAGCAUUGUUGGAGGCAAUUCGGGUGAACACUUCAGAGUAGACCCUCGUACCAACGUGCUGACCCUUGUGAAGCCGCUGGACCGCUCCGAGCAGGACACUCAUACUCUCAUCAUCGGAGCCAGCGACACUCCCAACCCGGCCGCCGUCCUGCAGGCUUCUACACUCACUGUCACUGUUAAUGUUCGAGAAGCGAACCCGCGACCAGUGUUCCAGAGAGCACUCUACACAGCUGGCAUCUCUGCUGGCGAUUUCAUCGAAAGAAAUCUGCUGACUGUAGUAGCGACACAUUCAGAAGGUCUGCCCAUCACUUACACUCUGGUACAAGAGUCCAUGGAAGCAGACCCCACACUCGAAGCUGUUCAGGAGUCAGCCUUCAUCCUCAACCCUGAGACUGGAGUCCUGUCCCUCAACUUCCAGCCAACCGCCGCCAUGCACGGCAUGUUUGAGUUCGAAGUCGAAGCCACUGAUUCAAGGAGUGAAACUGCCCGCACGGAAGUGAAGGUGUACCUGAUAUCGGACCGCAACCGAGUGUUCUUCACGUUCAAUAACCCGCUGCCUGAAGUCACGCCCCAGGAAGAUUUCAUAGCGGAGACGUUCACGGCAUUCUUCGGCAUGACGUGCAACAUCGACCAGUCGUGGUGGGCCAGCGACCCCGUCACCGGCGCCACCAGGGACGACCAGACUGAAGUCAGGGCGCACUUCAUCAGGGACGACUUACCCGUGCCUGCUGAGGAGAUUGAACAGUUGCGCGGUAACCCAACUCUAGUAAACAGUAUCCAACGAGCCCUAGAGGAACAGAACUUACAGCUGGCCGACCUGUUCACGGGCGAGACGCCGAUCCUGGGCGGCGACGCGCAGGCGCGAGCUCUGUACGCGCUGGCGGCGGUGGCUGCGGCGCUGGCACUGAUUGUCGUUGUGCUGCUUAUUGUGUUCUUUGUUAGGACUAGGACACUGAACCGUCGCUUGCAAGCUCUGUCCAUGACGAAGUACAGUUCGCAAGACUCGGGUCUGAACCGCGUGGGUCUGGCGGCUCCGGGCACCAACAAGCACGCUGUCGAGGGCUCCAACCCCAUCUGGAACGAAACGUUGAAGGCUCCGGACUUUGAUGCUCUUAGCGAGCAGUCGUACGACUCAGACCUGAUCGGCAUCGAAGACUUGCCGCAGUUCAGGAACGACUACUUCCCGCCUGAAGAGGGCAGCUCCAUGCGGGGAGUCGUCAAUGAACACGUGCCUGAAUCAAUAGCGAACCAUAACAACAACUUCGGGUUUAACUCUACCCCCUUCAGCCCAGAGUUCGCGAACACGCAGUUCAGAAGAUAAAAUAACAUAGCAUUUAAAAAAUGUACCAGUGAUGUAAUACCAUAGGUACUAAUAUUUACCUAAGUAUAUAUUAAAGUGAGAUUAGGUAAGAUACUCGUAUUUAUUAAGAGCAUUUAUUUUUUUAAUACCAAACAAUAAAAACUUUAUAAAAGUAUA